AUGGAUCUCGUUAACCACUUGGAAGGAAGACUUCUCUUCGCCGUGCCCAAAAAGGGCCGGCUCCAACAGGCAACUCUCGACCUUCUCUCCGGCUCCGACGUCCAAUUUCGUCGCGAGACCCGCCUUGACAUCGCGCUGGUCAAGAACCUGCCUAUCGCACUCAUCUUCCUCCCAGCCGCCGACAUCCCCACCUUCGUCGGUGAAGGCCGCGUUGACAUUGGUAUCACCGGCCGCGACCAGGUCGCCGAGCACGACGCCACCCUGCCCGAAGGCGAGAUCUCCGGCGUGGAAGAGGUCCUCGAUCUCGGAUUCGGCGGCUGCAAGCUGCAGGUGCAGGUUCCCGAGAAGGGUAAUAUCACCGAGGCCAAGCAGCUUGUGGGUCGCAAUGUCGUGACCAGCUUCACUGCAUUGACGGAGGCUUUCUUCCGUGGUCUGGAGGGCGCUCAGCCCGGUGAGAAGCUUCAGACGAAGAUCAAGUAUGUUGGCGGUAGUGUUGAGGCUGCCUGCGCGCUUGGCGUUGCUGAUGGCAUUGUCGAUCUUGUUGAAUCUGGCGAGACCAUGAAAGCCGCUGGUCUCAAGGCUAUCGAUACCGUCGUCGAGAGCACCGCUGUGCUCGUCAAGUCCCGCGACUCAAAGAGUGAUCUCUUGGACCUGAUCGCCGCGCGCAUCCGCGGUGUUAUCACCGCCCAGCGCUUCGUGUUGUGCCAGUACAACAUCCCUCGUUCUGAGUUGGCCGUCGCAUCCAAGAUCACACCCGGAAAGCGAGCGCCUACCAUCACCGCGCUUGAGGAGGAGAACUGGGUUGCUGUCAGCUCGAUGGUUGAGAAGAAGCGCGUUGCGACAGUUAUGGACGAGCUGAUCAAGGUCGGGGCUACGGAUAUCUUAGUUUUGAACAUUGCCAACUCGCGAACGGAUUGA
Penicillium maclennaniae is the source of this 918-nucleotide messenger RNA. Its product is annotated as ATP phosphoribosyltransferase. Gene Ontology annotation, biological process: L-histidine biosynthetic process. Gene Ontology annotation, cellular component: cytoplasm. Gene Ontology annotation, molecular function: magnesium ion binding; ATP phosphoribosyltransferase activity. The transcript has 4 exons. Bases 1 to 918 code for a protein of 305 amino acids. The record is from RefSeq and is a predicted model, not a curated record. Lineage: Eukaryota; Fungi; Ascomycota; Eurotiomycetes; Eurotiales; Aspergillaceae.